ACUGUUUUUCCACAUAGUUUAGAGGCUCUCUAGUCUUUCUCAGGCUCUGCACACUGCUCAGAGCCCUAAGAGCCCUAGCUCCGAAACAGAACCGCCCAACUUCCCCCCCAGUUUGCGGACUAUUUGGGCGCGUCUCUCAGCAUAUCCUGGGAAUGCGUCCACGUUGUCAUGGCGACGCUCUGAGUAGGUUCCUGCACGCCGCCGAAUCCCGCCCCGCCCCGGAACUAUCAUCUGCAGGGAAAUGACCUUUGCCCCUAGAAGGACAGCUGCAUUCUUCACGAGAAGAUGGCAGUUGUGAAAACGCCCAUGCAGGAACUAAGAAAUGCAGAAGAACCCUGCGAUAAGGUGUCCUCCAUCCUCCUGAAGAGCCUGGUGGAGGAGCCCAAGAAAAGAGCGGAAGUGCCCAACCACCUCCUGGAAUCCAAGGUUUAUGCCAAGCUUCUGAACAACAAGGCCAUCCAGGCCAGACCAGGCAUAGUCCAUUUUGGAGGCUAUGAGAUAGAGAAACAACAUGAACAGGUUCUGUACAUUGCCAAUAUUUCAGAUGAAGACACACACCUUCAUAUUUUACCACCGCAGACCAAAUACUUCAGGAUCGCCUACGAGAAGAAGGAGCAUCGCCUCAUCCCAGGCUUGUCACUCAUGGUCACGGUUACAUUUUCUCCAGAUGAGUGGCGUUACUAUUACGACUGCAUCCGCAUUCACUGUAAGGGAGAUGACACCUUGCUUGUUCCCAUUCACGCCUACCCUGUCUUGAAUAACCUGGACUUCCCCACAUUUAUAAAUCUACCGGAUGUCCUCCUCGGAGAGAGCAAAAGCUACGUGAUCCCCUUGCAGUGCAGCUGUCCCGUGGAUUUCGAAUUCCACAUCACUCUGCUUCGGUCUCACCAGGCCUUUACAAUUGCGCCGAGGUCAGGAAUAAUUCCAGCUAACGGGAAGACAAAAGUAACCGUCACGUUCACACCCAUCCAGUAUGGGAUGGCACAAAUAAAAAUUCAAUUGUGGAUCUCACAGUUCAACUCUCAGCCGUACGAAUGUGUCUUCACUGGAACCUGCCACCCCAACAUGGCCUUACCACUAGAAGAGUUCAAAAGAUUAAAUACUCGUUCUCAGAAAGUAAGUGUUCCUCCAGAAAAAACAAGAUAUGUACACUUUUACCAAACUCCCACCAUGGCCAAGCCUCCGAAAAUGAAGGAAAUCGAGUACCACGACCUGCGGUUUCCAGCAGAUCUGUCCAAUCCAUUUGCUGUGGCCACUGUCCUAAACCAAGAACCGGGAAAGUUGAAGAUUAAGGAAUUAAAACAAGUCCUGGACCAGGGUGAUGAAAUCUCCAAAACCAGACAGAUGAAGGAGGCGCUCUUUGAACAGAAGGUCAGACAGAACAUCCAGGAAGAGAGCGAGAACCAUCUUAAGUGGCAGGUGCACCUUGGUAGUGACCACACCACUUUCAGGUAUAGAAAAGAGCUCAGCGAGGAACGGCAGAAAGCACAGGACAAGUACAAGCAAAAAAGAGGCGACCCUGUUUUUGAGGAAGAGUUUCAACGACUCGAGACUGAGCAGAGCAACAAGCGGGUCGUCCGUGAGCUGGAGGAGAAAGUCCAGGAAUUCCAUCCUAACUUUGAUCCUCUUAUUAACAACAUGUGGCUCAGCAGAUUCCGGGCACAAAGACGGUUCCAGCAGGCAUCGCGCAGGAUCAUGAUUGAACGAAGGAUGCUCAUUGUGCUGGAGGCUAUCCGUGACAUGGACAAAGAAGACAUAAAGAGAAGGCUCGACAAAGCCAAGCAAUCACUAAUACAAGCUGAGACUCCCUACAGAUACCCAUGGGCCCACCUGAGUCAGGAGGAGUGCCCCUGUCCGUUCUCGCUGCAGCCUGAGGAAGUGCUGCCCUUCGCCUUCCCAUCCGACUCCCAGAGCUACAACGAGCUGGCUCUCGAUGGCCUUGGACUGGUCCCCAUCAAGCCUUCCGAUGUUCAAGUCAAGCACAGUUAUCCCUACUUCACUUUGAAGGUUCCUCAGUUAUACAAAAUCAAGGGAUAUCAACCAUUUUCUGUCAACAAGUCCUCAACAAAUUAUAGACUUCAGAAGCUUGCUCGACCCCUGAAACAAGGUGCUGAGGAUGAGGUCACCACCAUCAUAACUCUACCCGAGCAGGACACCACACAGCUCUCAGCCAAGCCCUCCAUCUUGAGUAUGAAGGCACCAGAGGGCUUAGCCAUGUCUGUGGAAUAUGAGCCGCUGUAUAUUUUCAAUCCCAGCCCAGGACUGUUCUCCGUGAAGCACCCUCUGACCUACGCAGAAACUCUGAUAGAUUACCAUCUGUGCUCUCACCCCAAGUACAAGUUCACCCAUGAGACCCACAUCGGGUCCAGCAUUCCUCUCACCCAAAAGCAGUUUCUCCAUCAUACGGAUAUCAUUCCUGGGAUCAUGAACUGGAAGAGGUUCCAGCCCCUGGUCUUCUCCUCCUUCUCUGACCCCUCUAAGAUGGAAACCACUCAGAGAAACUGCAAGUUUUGCGGGGGAUGUUGUUUUUGAAGUAAGGUCUUUCAUCAGCACCUGGAGCUAGCCGAUUCACUGGGGUCGCCAGCCGUGAAUGAGGCCAAGGGAGCCGCCUGACUCUGCUUCUUCCACUCUGGGAUUGCAGGUGUUCACCACCAAACCCCGAUUUCUUAAGUGUGUUCUGGGGGUAGAGCUCAGGUUCUUGGGAUCAAACUCGGGUGUGCAAGCUUGCACGGCAAACACUGUCUUGAUUCAUCCCUCGCAUCCCACCCCGGCCCUUACGCAGUACCUCCCUCCAGGGCCGUGAGGACAACUCCUCUGGGCCGUGGCAAAUGGCUGUAUAAAGAAGCCUUUAGGAUCUCUACUUUCCAGAGCUCACAAAACUGCGCAAUCACUGUCUCGCCACUAGAGGGCAGCAUCGGCCCCCAACCCCUCAUUUUGCAGGAAGACUGGAAUGCUUUCAAAUUGACCCAUUUUCUCGUUUCUCUGUUGCUGUGACAAAACACCCCGACAAAAAUCGGCUCAGGGAAGAAAGGGUUUGUUGGGUUCCAGGUUCCAGUCCGUCAUCGCAGGGGAGUCAUGGCAGAAACUCUACUGUCACUUCCCCAGAGACAGAGUCCUUGCUUGCCUGUUCUCGGCCGGCUUUCUCCUCUUAAGCAGUCCAAGACCUGCUGCCUAUGGAAUGGUGCCACCCGCAAUGGGCGGGGUCUUCCUACAUCGACUAACAAUCAAGAACUCCUCCCAUACACACACAGGCGUGCUCACAGAAAAACCUGAUAAAGACUGGUGCAUAA
Molecule: messenger RNA, 3290 nt
Organism: Peromyscus maniculatus bairdii (prairie deer mouse)
Lineage: Eukaryota; Metazoa; Chordata; Mammalia; Rodentia; Cricetidae
Source: RefSeq, a predicted model, not a curated record